UCGAAAACGUUUUUUGAGUAAUACACUACAAUAUGUAGACACUCAAGAUGUACGACCUGCUAAAAAUUUUUAAAUUUUAAGUAUUUUAAACGUAUCACUAAAAUCCGUAGAAGUGAUGAAUGCUAAGAAAGUCUAUUGCAAUGUUUGUGCUCUUUUUCUAAAUUCAUCUGAUCAAUAUGCUAUGCAUUUAUUAGGAAAACAACAUGCCCGGAAAACACAGAUAUCAUCAUCACAACAUGAACAUGAUCAUCAUGAUUAUGAUCCUAGCAGUACCAGUAAUAUUAGUAAGAUAAGUGUCAUAACUGUUAGUGACAUUGUAAAUUCAAGCUCAACUAAUAUGAUGAACUCAUAUAAUCAACAACAAUUGAUCUCAAAUCAGCAACAGAUGGGCUCAUAUCAACAGCAGUCAUUUUCAACUUGGUUGCAGCCAACAUCAGAAAUAGCUUACCAACAAAUGGCUACACUUGGCACUGCCUCUGAAGGUGAAGCAGCAUCACAUUUUAUGAAUACAAAUUAUCAGAAUACUGGCUAUUUCUUUGACUAUGGUUAUGGCUAUGGAAACAAUGGUUAUGGACAUAUACCAUCACAAAACACAGCUAGCUACAGCAAUAACAGCAACAUCCCUGUGUCAGAGAGUAUUACUCCAGUUAUGUCAAGUGAGGCCUCAGCAAUAAGUCAAACAGCUACCACAAGUAAUCCCAGUCAAAAGGAUCAGUCAACACAGCCUAAAGUGAAAAAAUCUAGAUUUUGCUCUGUAUGUUUAGUAACACUGACAUCUCAGAUCCAGGCUGACAUACAUUUUAGUGGCACAAAACAUAAGAGAACUUUGGCUAUGAAAACACAAUCGAUAAUAGCAGGAGAGAAAAGGAAAAGAGAGGAGUACUGUGCAAUCUGUAACAUUCCUCUUUCUUCCAGUGUUCUAGCUGAGGCUCACUAUGCUGGGUCCAAGCAUGAAAAGAAACUGAAGUUAAUGACUGCAGUUAACACGGCCACUCCUGUCCCAGUGUCCAGUCACCCAGUAGAAACAUUAAAUACAACAACUGAAGUUGUAGCACCAACUUCUACAACCACUGAAGUUUCAGCGACUGUACCAAAAGUAAAGAAAGAACUGGAUGCGGAGACAAAAGCCAAGCUUUUUUGUAGCUGUUGUAAUCUAGCUGUUAACUCCCUUGCACAAAUGACAGCUCAUCAGAGUGGUAAACAACACAAGUUGAAAGCUCGUCAGUUGCCAUCACAACGUGCUCAACCAUAUCAUAUUCCAACCAAUAAGGCAGCCUCUAACUUUGCACAAAAGAAUAACUCUCAGCGAUUCAUACCAGACUUGAAGUCAUCAUUCAUCUUUGGUGAAACUACUCACCAAAAUAUUUCCUUUUGAUUGAACAAGACUUUCUGAGGAUUCAUUUAGGAUUAAAACUAUAUUUCAUUGUCUGAUGAACAUUUGUGUUUCUAUUUGUCAAAUUGGUUAUCUACAAUCUCCUUUGUGACCAAGUGCAACUAUUUGUUUUGAUUCAAACAAUAGACUUUCAUUUGCCCAAUGACUUGCAUAAUGUUUGACAUUGUCCAAAUAAAAUUCUCCAUUAGUCCUGCUCAUUGACUGGUUCAUUUAUUUCAUGAUUUCUUGACCUUGUUUGUAAACUUUCUCUUCAGUAUUUUGAAAAUCAUUUUGACUUUGAAUGAUUUCUUUGUGUUUCUCAACUAAAUUCUCAUGAUACUGAUUGGAUUUUAUUUAUUUCAAAAUCGCCUCCAAGUGUUGGAAUGUCUUGACUUCUUCCUGUAUCUUGGAUUUUCUUCACUGCUGAUGUGCGUUUUGAGUGCUGAUUUCAAUCUGCUGUUCUCCAGUCAGAUCUACAUCAGCUCCAAGAUAAAAAAGUUAUUCACCUGUUUAUGAUCAAAUCAAAUCAAUUUCUUUAUUUUUUUCUAUAUGAAUAUGAACAGAUAUUUCUACAAAAGUGUUGUUGGCGUAGUUCUUUUUAACUUAGUUGUUUGGCGCUGUUUGUUAUAGAAAACCUAGACAAUAUCAAUAACAAUCUUAUCUUGGUUAAACAUCUUGAUAGCUUUUCCCAAACCACCAACUUUCUUAGUUGUUUUUUUAAAUCUAUAUAAUUAUGUGUGAAAUAAUUCAACUUAUUUAGUAUUCUGUGCUUGUAUGGUUUGUAAAUGCUGUUAUUCACACUACUGAUACAUUCUAGAACAUAGAACACACUUUUGUUUAUUUGUGUGUAGCAUAAGUAUGUUCUUACUUGAGUGAUAGCAGUAGUUCUCUAUUUAGAAAGGUUUAAAUUUAUUUGAACUGGAUUGAACUUUUAUUUCUCUAAGUAAUAUUUUAGCCAUUAAUUAGAUUUUUGUUUCUUAACAUUAAAAUUUGUUUUUUUAAACGUGCAAAGUAAUUGGUAUAAUGACCUAUCAUUCUUCAUAAUAGAUACAUGUGUUAACAAUUCUUCAGUUGUUUAGUCAAACUUCUAUUGUACAUGGAAAGUCAUUUUUUUUAAAAAAAAAAAAAAAGGUGAUUAAUAAGAAACUUUUUUUUUUAUCUUGAAAAUAAUUUUUCAGCUCCUGUCCAUUUCAUUGAGAUGUUGAGUUUGUCUCAUUAUUUUAAUCCUGAUGCUAUUGAAUGUAUCCUUUCAUUUAAAAUUCUGUUUCUCCUUUGUUGAUGAAAAAAAAAAACGCUGGAGUCAAAGCACUGUGUGUAUAUGAGAGAAUGUAUUGACUCAGCCAUUCUUUGGAAAAAAAAAUUAGUUUGUAGCCUUGAUUUUUUAAAAAAUAUUUUCAUUUUUUUUUUAAAUUAUUUUGAGGUUUCAAUUCAACUAAACUAAAGAAAUUUGGUUAUUUUGUUAAAACCAGUUUGUUAUGAUCACUAAUAUUGUAAUCAUUUUAUCAUAAUUGACCUUAUUACCAAGCAGCUAGAUGUGUCAGUAUCUCUCAUAUAUUUGUAAAUUUUUAUCACUGAACUCCAUCAAUAUUAAUAAAAUUAUAUUUAUAUGCAAA
This is a messenger RNA of Biomphalaria glabrata, 2985 nucleotides long. Its product is annotated as zinc finger protein 385B-like. Gene Ontology annotation, cellular component: nucleus. NCBI's taxonomy places the organism in Eukaryota, Metazoa, Mollusca, Gastropoda, Planorbidae. Gene Ontology annotation, molecular function: zinc ion binding; nucleic acid binding. The transcript is spliced from 7 exons. Bases 116 to 1375 code for a protein of 419 amino acids. The record is from RefSeq and is a predicted model, not a curated record.